UCAUUUUUUAAUGUGAAUAUUUGCUGAUUUUGUAGUUUUCUGUGAGUUUAAACUCAACAUAUUUGGGAUUUUGCUUAAAUAUAGACUGACUUUAUGAAUCUUCAGAGGGAAAUUCUGUUGUAACAGCAGCUGAUAUUCAACAAGACAACAGUGAAGGUAAAAUAAAUAAGAAUGUAGAAAUAAAUAUCUAGCCAGCACUGACCUGUUUUAAUUCCUCUGAGACUCAUUCAGUCUCUGCAGGUUUGAUUUUGAAGUUUCUUUUUUAAUUUCCUGGAAGUGUAACGACGACAGCUGCUGCUCUGACGGUGCUUUCCGGUAAAUGUGUGAGGCGGAGAUAAGCACCGGGGGCGGGUCCUGACCACCAGCCGCCUGCAGAGCCUGAUCAUCGGCGGAGUUUAACGGAGCAUCAUGACGGGAACCGGAGCUCUGACGGUGCUGCUGAGCUGCGUCGGUUUCGUGCUCGGCUCUGGCUCGUUGUCUCACGUGGAGCGUUUCGAGGUGGUUCGACCUCAGAGGCUUCAGCAGAGACAGAAGAGGAGCCUGCAGGACGACCAGAUUUAUCCUGACUCGGUUCGGUACGAGUUGACCAUCGAGGGGAGAAACCACACCAUUCAUCUGGAAAAAAACUGGAAUCUUAUUGGGAGAGACUACACUGAAACGCACUAUUCAGAGGAUGGAAGACGAGUGGAAACGUCGCCAAAGGAGGAUCACUGCUUCUAUCAGGGAACGAUCCAAGGAGACGACGAAUCCUCGGUCAGCGUGGGGAUUUGUUCCGGCAUUAGCGGCUUCCUGAAAACUCGGCAGCAGGUUUACCUGAUAGAGCCUCUGGAACAAACCGACGACGGGGAGCAUGCAGUCUACAGACGAGAACAUCUGAAGAUGAGCAGCAGCGUCUCCUGUGGAUCUUCUAACAGCACCAUGACGUACGACCAGGACCAGGAUCUGGGCCCUCAGCUCGCCGGCCUCUUCAGGUCCAGAUCAUGGAAAACUAAACCAGUCGCAGGUCCAGAGAGGUUUGUUGAGCUGUUCGUUGUCGUGGACAACACCGAGUACAAACGAUACGGCAGUGACACCAAACCCAGAAUCCUCACAGCUGUCAAUCACAUCGACAAGCUGUAUCGACCUCUGAACAUCCGCGUCAUGCUGGUGGGUUUGGAGAUCUGGAUGCACAAAGACUUCAUCAACGUCGAGCUGAACUCAGAAAGGACUCUGGACAACUUCCUGCUCUGGCGUCAGUCUGACCUCCUGAAGAGGACGAAGCACGACAACGCUCAGUUUGUGACCGGCAAAGACUUCGACGGGGACACGGUCGGACUCGCCAACAAGUUCGCCAUGUGCACCGGGAACUCAGGCGGAGUCAACCAGGAUCACCAUGACAACCCCAUCGGCCUCGCCUCCACCAUCGCUCACGAGAUGGGACACAACUUCGGUCUUUCCCACGAUGCAGCGGGGUGCCUUUGUGGUCCGUACGGCAGCGGGAACUGUGUGAUGGCAGAAAAACUCAGGACGGGAAACGCCGUCUUUCCGGAGCUCUUCAGCGGCUGCAGCGUGGAUCAGCUGGCCGAGUUCCUGGAGCGAGCUCGGCCCAGCUGCCUGCAGCGGCCGGCCUCGGUGCGGACCCUGGCCUCGGGGCCCCGCUGUGGGAACGCCCUGCUGGACCCCGGGGAGGACUGCGACUGUGGCACCGAGGAGGAAUGUACCAACCCGUGCUGUGAUGCUUCGACCUGCCGGCUGACUGAAGGCUCUCAGUGUGCUCAUGGAGAGUGCUGCGACGGCUGCCAGCUGAAAGCGUCCGGCAGCGUCUGCAGGAAGUCGGUGGGCGACUGCGACCUUCCAGAAUAUUGCACCGGAGCGUCCAACGAGUGUCCAGAAGACAGCUUUGAGAUGAACGGAAAACCGUGCUACAGCCACAGUCAGGGCUUCUGCCACGACGGACGCUGCCCGAACCGACAGCAGCACUGCUGGAGGCUGUUUGGACCAGGAGCCAAAGAUGCUCCAGAUAUCUGCUACAACCUGAACAAACGAGGAGAAGAAGGCGCAAACUGUGGGAAAACCAAAUUCGGCUUCACUCGUUGUGCUUUAGCGGAUCAAAAGUGCGGCUCUAUCUUCUGUGAAGGCGGCGGUGAGUCUAUAACGGGGAAACGAGCCUCCUACACCGUGUUCAGCCUAGAAUGUAAACUGCCCGUGGAGGACGAUAAAAGCAGGAACCUCGACAUGGUGCCCAGUGGAGCCCCGUGUGGACCAAACAAGGUUUGCCUCAACAACAAAUGUGUGGACGUUUCCGUUUACGGGAAAAAGGAGGAAUGUUCCAAGAAAUGCAACAACAACGGGGUGUGUAAUCAUAAGAACGAGUGUCACUGUGAUCCCGGCUGGGCUCCUCCGAACUGCGACCUCCAGUACGCCGAUUUACCUCAAGGUCAGACGGGGAUCAUAGCCGGUGUCUGUGCAGCUCUUUCCAUCCUGCUGGUUAUAACUUUGCUGGUCGCUGGACUCAUGUGCUGCAAGAAGGACAACAUGGACAACUACACCUCCAAAAGGAAAGUGCAUUCAGCUCCAGACAAGCUGAACCCGAUGUUCCAGGAGGGCAGCGUUAAAGACAGACCUCAGAUCAGCCAGCCCACCUUCAUGGAGUCGACGGCCACUCAGGCCUGCAGCCCUCUGAUGGUUGCCGUGACGCCCAGCAGACCUGCUCCUCAGCCACCAAAGAAAGCGUCCAACACAUCAGCAGAAACUGAGCCGACCAAACCUCUACCUCCAUCCAAACCUCUACCUCCGCUCAAUAAAACACAGCAUAAAGCAGCCAGACCCAGUCCCCCUCCUGUACCUCCAGUGAAGCCCAGCCCUCCUCCUGCAGCCAGAUUUAAACCUUCUACUCUUCCUCAGCCUCCAGCGAAGCCUCAAGCUUUCAGACGCUCAUGAAACUCUCAUUAGGACUUCCAUCUUCAACCAAAGCAUUCAUGGCGUACACACAGGAAGAGAUGGAUCCUCUGAGGUGUCGUCAAGUUUAGUCACAGAGGCCAGAGAGUUUGGAAAAGUUCCCUCUUCAGGAAGUUGAUCAGUUGAAUCUUCACCGAUUGAGAAUGUGUUAAAAGACACGAGACCAACAGCUGCUCAGCUGCUGUGGAAAAGUGAUUUAUUUUGGUGCAGACAUUUGAAUUUAACUGCUGUUGCAGUUGUUACUGUUCUCCGUUUGUUAAACUGUCCUUUCUGCUAACUUUAUCUUGUUGCACUUUUAUAAGACGCUCAAAUGAAAAUGUUGUUUUUGAAUAUUUAUUUAAUGUCUAAUUUAGGGACUGUAUGAACACUUUUUAAUGGGGAGAGCAGGGCAAGUUCAUUUAGAUUUAGGUUUUAAUUUAGCUUUAAACUGAGCUGCCUAAAGCUUGAUUAACACUCCUGCAUUGAACAACAACCGGUCGCUCAUCCACAUGACACUGCAGAGAUUUAUCUGGUUAGCCUGUAGCUUUACGUCACUUUACAGAGUAUUAUAGCAAGGUUUGGCUCAUUGAUUGGCUGUUUGGCAAGAAACUUCACUGUCUCGGGUUACUCUUGCCACUCUUAAGCUGGGAUCUACAUCACUCGGACACACAGAUGUGCCUUACAGAUGUUAUUUUCAGCAGCAGAUGCCACCAUAUGCCUUAAACUACCCGUCUAGCUGGUAACCGUAGUGGAGCGUUUGGCAGAUACUUCCCUCAGGAGGUGGUGGAGACCAAAAUCAGAGCUAAAAGAGACAGAAUAUUGGACUUGGAUUGACAGCUGGAUACAAACAUGACUUCAAAGGAAUAAAAAGUUCUGUAACUGCUGCAUUUAGAAUAAUAAUAACUUGGUUCUGCUGCACAAAAGUGGCCAAAAAAAAUCUAGUGGCGGUUCUAUGUCUCUCAUAUUGAAAGUGAGUGCUAGACCUUUGCAUAUCAAUGAACAUGUGCUACUUUCAAGCCAAAUGAGUAAACGCAAUGCUGAUUAAACCCUGUUAGCUUCAGGUAAAUUCCUCUGUGGGAGUUUUUAAUCUCAAGCUGGUGCGGUAGCAACCGAAACCACAACUGUAGCAGCAGAUAAGCUGGUGGAAAAACCUAGGAGGUAUUCAAGAAAAAUUGCUGAUAAAAAAGAAAGUCUACGUAACGGACUAAAAAAAACAAAGCAUGACGAGGCAUAUGUUACAACUGUGCAACAACAUUUCUAUAAUUACAAUCACUGCCAGAAGUUUGUGCAAAAGUUGUGCACUGCAACAAACUAAUAAUAUACAAUUAUUGCAGGAAUCCUAAUUCAAACUUGAACACCGUUACAUUCUGAUAAAAUAUUAGGUGGGAGUUGUUUCUAAGCCGAGUGGGAGCCUAGUUUCCUUUUUUAGUUUUCAUACAGUCCCUAAACUGGGUCUAAGGUCAGUCUGUGCCUUCUACCAGGUGAUUUUUUUUAAACACUGUACUUGAAAACCUCUGCAUGGUACAUCAGUGUGGGAGUUUCUGCACACUUCAGAUAACCGGUGUGUUACUGUGGUUCAACCUGAAUCCCUUCUUUGUUUGUUUUCAGUCCCAGUUGGGUGUAUGACUGAGCCUCGAGGAGCAAUUACUUUUCAGUUUUUAUUUUACUGCACUGAUAUCUUCCUGGGGCAAAAGUCACGGGGGUUUUAUACCUUACAAGUUAAAUCGGGUGCUCCAAUAAUGCUUAAACGUGACUUGAUUGUUAAAACUUUCCUAUGAGUGGCUUUUUGUUGCAUUGAAUAAAGUGCACUUUAUUUCAACAA
Acanthochromis polyacanthus (spiny chromis) is the source of this 4738-nucleotide messenger RNA. RefSeq names its product zinc metalloproteinase-disintegrin-like 2d. Gene Ontology annotation, biological process: inflammatory response; regulation of cell-cell adhesion; positive regulation of cellular extravasation. Gene Ontology annotation, molecular function: metalloendopeptidase activity; cell adhesion molecule binding. The transcript has 23 exons. NCBI's taxonomy places the organism in Eukaryota, Metazoa, Chordata, Actinopteri, Pomacentridae. Bases 409 to 2919 code for a protein of 836 amino acids. The record is from RefSeq and is a predicted model, not a curated record.